This is a messenger RNA of Ricinus communis (castor bean), 1246 nucleotides long. Its product is annotated as transcription factor MYB61. The coding region runs from base 223 to 1212 and encodes 329 amino acids. Lineage: Eukaryota; Viridiplantae; Streptophyta; Magnoliopsida; Malpighiales; Euphorbiaceae. The transcript is spliced from 2 exons. The record is from RefSeq and is a predicted model, not a curated record.
UCUCCCUAAAUGUUUAAUAAUCCUUUUUAAUUUUAUAAACGUGGACUCACUGUAACCAUAUUAUAUGAUAAAAAAAUAUAUACAUUUCUUUUUUUUUUUGGUUGCAAUCAAGAAAACUAACUUUAUAUAAGGAAGGAUCUCCCACAUUAAAUGGUGAUUAGCAGUAAUGAAUUGAGAAGUUGGGGUGUUUUCUAUUUUUAAAUUUUUGGGUGAACAGAAUUAAUGGGACACCAAUGCUGCAGUAAGCAGAAAGUCAAGAGAGGGUUAUGGUCUCCUGAAGAAGAUGAGAAACUAAUCAAGUUCAUAACUACCCAUGGUCAUGGUUCUUGGAGCUCUGUCCCUAAGCUUGCAGGGUUGCACAGGUGUGGAAAAAGUUGCAGACUGAGAUGGAUAAAUUACCUGAGACCAGAUCUAAAAAGAGGGUCAUUUACUGCACAAGAAGAGAGGACAAUUGUUGAUGUUCAUAGAAUAUUAGGCAACAGAUGGGCUCAAAUAGCUAAGCAUUUACCUGGUAGAACUGAUAAUGAAGUCAAGAACUUUUGGAACAGUUGCAUCAAGAAGAAGCUUAUUGCACAGGGGUUAGAUCCCAACACUCAUAAACUCCUGUCUCCUAAGCACAAUAAACAAAACCGUAACAACAACCACAGCAACAGCAACAUUAAUCCAUGCAAACUCAUUUAUGAUAAUGCCCAUCAACAACCCACCUCAGUUUUCACUAUAAGUACUUCACAGUUCAGUGAUUUUUCCAUGGACAUUCAAACAGUAUCCUUUAACCACCCUUUCCCUUCUCUUCCACCUCCUGAUGUUACUGAUUCUUCAUGUCCUCCGUCUUAUAUUUCUCCAAACCAAAACCCUAAGGUACAAGCUCUCUUGGACUGCACAAACCAGUCUUAUCCAAUGGGAAGUGUCUCUACGUCUUGUUCUACAUCAUAUCCAUCUGGGUUCGGAAUCAUAGACGAAAAUUGCUUGUGGAGCAGCGAGCUCAUAAUUCAACCCUCAAGACAUGAAGAAAUGCAGGUAGAACAGGUAGUUGAGAUUGAGAAAACCAAUGAGUUCAGUUCUGGGAAGAACAAUAUGGAUGCUUCUUUAGAUCAAUACUCUAACUUUGAUUUUAAUUUUGUGGAGUCUACAUUAAUGCCUGCUGGGAUGUAUUAUAGCUCAAGCCCCAUAGAUCAACUUGCAUGGGAUUCACAGUUCCUUUCCUUGCAGUAAUAAUAAAACUAGCUACUAAUAUCUCUCUGUCUUC